This is a messenger RNA of Rhincodon typus (whale shark), 825 nucleotides long. Its product is annotated as DSN1 component of MIS12 kinetochore complex. Gene Ontology annotation, cellular component: MIS12/MIND type complex. Gene Ontology annotation, biological process: mitotic sister chromatid segregation; cell division. NCBI's taxonomy places the organism in Eukaryota, Metazoa, Chordata, Chondrichthyes, Orectolobiformes, Rhincodontidae. The record is from RefSeq and is a predicted model, not a curated record. The annotation marks the transcript as partial. The transcript has 8 exons.
CGAGACCAGCGCAGCCAACCGCCCUUUCCAAUCCCUACCCGUCCUUAUUCCCAUGGUGCCCCGCGCUUUUUGAGCCAUCGGCGGCAAAGUGUGGAAGAAAAUGGCGGAGGGCAGCCAAAUUAAGACAAGGCUCCGGAGUUCCAGUCAAAUUACACCAUUGUCAGAUCAGAGUUCCUCUUCUGAAAGAAAAUAUCGCAGAAAUCAGAAGCUUGGAAACCCUGAGUCCAUCACUAAGCAGGAAGGAGCCCCACAAAAGAGCAGCUUCCAGGCUCGGCGCAGUGCCAGGCUAAAUCCUGGUGCGUGUGCCGAUACCAAUGUGAUCUCUCCAGAACGUGCCAGUGUCAGCCCAAACUCCCAAGGCAGUAUGACCCUUGUCAACCCUACUGGAGAAACUGAGGUCAGUAAGCCACCAUCUGCCAACAAGCGGCUCAAGAAAAGUCCACAGUCACGGUCACUAUCCUGGCGACGCUCCAGUUUCAAGGGUGGUAAAGGGCGAAAAUCCCUCCCACCAAUCCACCACGAUGCAACAGACAUUUUUGAGGGUAUCAGCACAGAUUUGCCUGAGGACGAAAGACUGGCACUGCUGUUUCAUGCAUGUUUAGAGUAUACUUUACAAAAGCUGCAACGCUCCUUGGAGCCACAAGAGGCCUUCAAUCUGGAAGCCUUUCAAAAGCAAGCCUCUGAUAUUUCCAAUGACAUUAAACGCAUUGUGGAGACUAUGAAACUAGACGGGACUCUGAAGCAAUGCACGGAGAAACCAAAUGACAUUCUUUUCAAUUCAGAAACUGAGAUGCUGAUGAAGCAGCUAAAGGAUGACAUUUCCAG